UUUGGAUUAUGCAGCAAGCAAGCAAGCAACCGUCUUGAGCAAUAUCGCAAGCAAUAACAACAAAUGUGGCGUUUGGCGACAGUUCAUGUUAACUGUCGCACAGUCUUGAUUAUUUCGUAGUCUAGUGUAACGUGGAAGAGGACCGUGAGUGGCCUGGUCGGACUGAUUAAGGCUAGGCGUUGCGCUUCUCAUUUUCCCCGAACAGCUGAUGUUUGCUUUGGUGUUAUUCCCCAACGCGUUGACAGCUUUUGAUAAGGAGAGGAAGACCCACUGAACUAGAAUAUGAUGUGAACACACAGAGAAUCGUUAGCAUUGAUCUAGUGUGACGAGGGAUCUUCUGGACGACUGCACCAUGGCCCACUUCGACACGGAGUACCAGCGUCUGGAGACGUCAUAUAACGACUCCCCUCCCGGCGAGGAGAAUCUGCUUGUCCACGUUCCGGAGGGUACGAAACCACAAUGGCAUCAUAUAGAGAACCUGGACCUGUUCUUCCAGAGAAUCUACAAUAUGCACCAAAAGAAUGGAUUCACAUGUAUGCUGAUGGGAGAAAUAUUUGAGCUUGUGCAAUUGGUGUUUGUUGUGGCAUUCACUGUGUUCUUAGCCAAUUGUGUGGACUAUGACAUCCUGUUUGCGAACAAGUUUGUGAACCACACAGAUUCAGCAAAGGUCACGCUACCUGAUGCCUUUUUACCAGUAGAUGUGUGCAGCGCUCGAAUCCGUGACAAUGUGGCCGCCAUCUUCAUCCUGGUAAUUUCUGGAGUAUUCUGGAUCCACCGGCUCACCAAAUUUAUUUACAACAUCUGUUGCUAUUGGGAGAUCCGCUCCUUCUACAACAAUGCCCUCAAGAUGUCCAUGGCGGACCUCCCUUACUUUACCUGGCAGGAGGUGCAGGCGCGCAUCGUGGAGAUCCAGAAGGAGCACCAGAUCUGCAUCCACAAGAAGGAGCUGACCGAGCUGGACAUCUACCACCGCAUCCUGCGCUUCAAGAACUACAUGGUGGCGAUGGUCAACAAGUCACUGCUGCCCGUGCGCUUCCACCUGCCCAUGCUGGGCAAUUGGGUGUUCUACACGCGCGGCCUCAAGUACAACUUUGAGCUCAUCUUCUUCUGGGGCCCCGGCUCGCUCUUCGAAAACGAGUGGAGCCUGAAGACCGAGUAUAAGCGCGGUGGGAACCGCUUGGAGCUGGCCGACCGGCUGAGCUCGCGCAUCCUCUGGAUCGGCAUCGCCAACCUGCUGCUGUGUCCGGUCAUCCUGGUGUGGCAGAUCCUGUACGCCUUUUUUAGCUACACGGAGGUGAUCAAGCGCGAGCCGGGCAGCCUAGGCGCGCGCUGCUGGUCGCUGUACGGCCGCUGCUACCUGCGCCACUUCAACGAGCUGGACCACGAGCUAAUGUCGCGCCUCUGUAAAGGCUACAAGGCCUCGUCCAAGUACAUGAACUGCUUCAUGUCGCCACUGUUCACGGUGGUGGCCAAGAACGUGGCGUUCUUCGCCGGCUCUCUGCUGGCCGUGCUUAUCGCGCUCACCAUCUAUGACGAGGACGUACUGGCCGUCGAGCACGUGCUCAGCAGCAUCACCCUGCUGGGCGUCUGCGUCACCGUCUGCAGGUCUUUCAUUCCAGACAAGCACAUGGUGUUCUGCCCAGAGCAACUGCUGAAGGUGAUUCUUGCCCACAUCCACUACAUGCCAGACCACUGGCAGGGCAAUGCCCACCGCUACGAGACCCGCGACGAGUUCUCCCAGCUAUUCCAGUACAAGGCGGUGUUCAUCCUGGAGGAGCUGCUGAGUCCAGUCAUCACUCCAUUCAUCCUCAUCUUUUGCCUGCGCCGCAAGUCCCUGGAGAUCAUCGACUUCUUCCGAAACUUCACCGUGGAGGUGGUGGGAGUCGGAGACACCUGCUCUUUCGCCCAGAUGGACGUGCGCCAACACGGGCAUCCUGCGUGGAUGUCAGCGGGCAAGACAGAGGCGUCCAUCUACCAGCAGGCGGAGGACGGGAAGACUGAGCUGUCGCUCAUGCACUUCGCCAUCACCAACCCACACUGGCAGCCCCCGCGCGAGAGCACCCACUUCAUCAGCCAGCUCAAGGAGAAGGUGCACCGUGAAGCCACCGUCAGCCACCAGGGGGCAGUAGGCGACAGCCAUGCCUUCACCUCCAUCCACUCGCUCCAGUCAGAGGAGCCCCGCAGUCUCAUCGCUAACCUGCUGUCAGGGCCGCCUCCUCUCGCCUCCCUGCACCUGGGCCGAGACGGCUCAUUGGCCAAUCACGUGUCGGUCGGCCUUAGCGACGGGGGAGCACCGACACUGCGCUCGCUCUCGCCACUCAGCGGGAGCCUCCACAUGCGAGGCAGCUACCCGUCGUCCCGCCUGCCCCGCCCUGACCACCCCGCCGUGUCCGCCAGCCGCGCUAUGGCCGGGUCAGGUACUGAUGCUCGCACAGUCAGCUCUGGAAGCAGCGCUUGGGAGGGUCAGGUGACCAGUAUGGUCCUAUCAGAGUACGCCUCCACGGAGAUGAGCAUCCAUGCCCUCUAUAUGCAUGAGCUCCACAAGCAGCAGUCUCGCGGUGAGCUCUCCCGCCACACGUGGCACCGACAGGAAAGCGACGAGAGCAGCGAGAGUGUUAUCGACGAUGUCGAGGCCCCGCGCAACAUGCCACGCUCCAACACCUUCCCCUGCACUGCCACUCCACACCAGGAGGGGGCAGCACUGCAGAGCAGUGGUCAGAGGCGCUACGGGGGAACCACAGAUGCGUUGAGCGGAGCUAGCAGGAGCCAGCGGUCAGCUCGCGUGGCCAUGGGAGGCUGGGUAGAGGAGAUCCAGCCAGGUCGGCACCACGAACCAGUACCCGAGGAGGGUUCUGAGGAUGAACUACCACCACAGAUCCACAAGGUGACAUAACCUGUGGGCCAUCAUUGGUAUCUGAAGACA
Alosa sapidissima (American shad) is the source of this 2923-nucleotide messenger RNA. RefSeq names its product ATG9 autophagy related 9 homolog A (S. cerevisiae) (gene atg9a). Gene Ontology annotation, cellular component: autophagosome; phagophore assembly site. The coding region runs from base 353 to 2893 and encodes 846 amino acids. Gene Ontology annotation, biological process: protein localization to phagophore assembly site; autophagy of mitochondrion. The transcript has 15 exons. The record is from RefSeq and is a predicted model, not a curated record. NCBI's taxonomy places the organism in Eukaryota, Metazoa, Chordata, Actinopteri, Clupeiformes, Clupeidae.